Messenger RNA from Cynara cardunculus var. scolymus (artichoke), 1556 nucleotides. RefSeq names its product multiple organellar RNA editing factor 1, mitochondrial. NCBI's taxonomy places the organism in Eukaryota, Viridiplantae, Streptophyta, Magnoliopsida, Asterales, Asteraceae. Gene Ontology annotation, cellular component: mitochondrion. Gene Ontology annotation, biological process: cytidine to uridine editing; mitochondrial mRNA modification. Bases 41 to 1468 code for a protein of 475 amino acids. The record is from RefSeq and is a predicted model, not a curated record. The transcript has 5 exons.
CCCUAGUUGUCACCGACUAUCUGGUUCUGCACCACCACUAAUGGCGGCGAACGCUCUCCGACUCCAGCGAUCACUUGCUCUAACGGUUUCUAUUUUCAACCACCCCAGGCAUUUCUCUGCCGUGGUAUCAUCCGUGGCAGCACCACCUUCCUCCUCCCCCUCUACCAUCCAACAAAACCCUAGCCAAUUUGAUGUCACUCGUUCAAAAUCCAGUAGUGUAUCGUUUCAAUUCAUAUCAUCAAAGGCCUUCUCUUCGCGAGCUAGAUACAACAAUGAUGAUAUGGACGGCGAUCAGAUUAGCCCUGAUGCUAUACUAUUCGAGGGUUGCGAUUACAAUCACUGGCUGAUUACCAUGGAUUUUCCUAAAGAUCCUAAACCAUCUCCUGAAGAAAUGGUCGAAACUUACGUCCAAACUGCCGCAAAAGUUCUUGGAAGUGUGGAAGAGGCAAAGAAGAAAAUUUAUGCUUGUAGCACAACUACUUACAAUGGAUUUCAGGUUGAGGCGUCAGAAGAAGUUUCAGAGCAGUUUAAAGGUUUACCUGGAGUUGUUUUUGUAUUGCCUGAUUCCUAUAUUGAUCCUGUAAACAAAGAAUAUGGAGGAGACAAGUACAUUAAUGGAACAAUAAUACCCAGACCACCCCCAGUACAAUAUGGAAGGCAAAGUGGAAGGUAUAAUGAUCGUAAUAGAGAUUACAACAGACCGCCGCCUAGAGGUCGAAUGGACCAAAAUUCUCCAAUGCAACAGAAUUAUGGUAACCCUAAUCCAAUGAAUAAUGCACCUGGCGGACAGGGUAAUUAUCAGGGAGACAGAAGAGGCCCCAUGCCCACUUACCAAGGAAAUUACAAUGCAGGAGAAGGAAGAAAUCUUAAUCCUCCUAGGCAAACUGAUUUUCCCACAAGGGACCAAGGGAACUAUGCACAUCCCGAGCAGAGGGAUUUUACUCCUCGCGUAGGAAACUACAGCCAAGGAGGUGGUGGAAAUUACAGGCAAGGGACUGGGGGACAAUAUGGUGAACAUAGAGGUGGGCAAUAUGGGCAACCAGGUGGUGGAAAUUAUGGUCAAGGAGCAGGUGGACAAUAUGGACAAGGAGGCGGAGGAAAUUAUGGACAAGGAGCAGGUGGACAGUAUGGACAAGGAGCAGGUGCACAGUAUGGACAAGGAGGCGGAGGAAAUUAUGGGCAAGGCCCAGCUGGACCAUACGGACAAGGAGGCGCUGGAAAUUUUGGACAAGCGACCGGUGGACAGUAUGGAGAACGUAGCGGUGGAAGUUAUGGGCAAGCAGGUGGACAAUACAACCAAGGAACAGAAGGAGGUUAUGGGCAAGGAAUUGGAUCUGGCAGCAAUCGGACUUCAUCACAAUAUGGAGAAAAUCCAACAUUUUCACAGAUGGACCAGAGGAACAACAUUCCUAGGCAGCAAGGGAAUCAUGAAGUUGUUGAAGAAGCCGAGUUUACCAAAGAAAGAUGAUCAAGAUGUUGAAGUAUGAAGAAAAAUGAGAGAUCAGGUAAAUAUCCUUUAAAGAAUGUAGUGUACAAGCUGAGCCAGAGGGAAAAAG